AUGCCAACACUCACAACUGUGCUAGAGAAGGCGGCAGCAGAAUGCAUAUCUGAAGAUGCUUUGCAACACUUCAAGACGUACAAGUACUCGUCUGUGGACAAGUCGCCAGUAUCAUACUAUGUCCUUCGACAUUAUUGGAACGCCUGUGUGGAAUUCUUGCCACUAUGGCUCGCUCCAAACAUGGUGACUUUGCUCGGCUUCUUCUUCGUACUCGGAAAUGUCGCCUUGCUUGAGUUGCUGGAUCCGGCACUCGAAGGACCUAAGUAUGGCUGGGUCUGCUACAGCUAUGCCUUUGGCGUCUGGGCCUACUCAACCAUGGACAAUAUCGACGGGAAGCAAGCACGUCGGACUGGCACUUCAUCCGGUCUCGGUGAGCUCUUCGACCAUGGUAUCGACUCACUGAACUGCACCCUCGCCUCCCUGCUUGAGGUCUCCGCUAUGGCUCUCGGUCCGACGCCGCUGGGAGCAUUGACAGCAUUGAUCCCUUGCCUACCAAUGUUCUUCUCAACUUGGGAGACAUAUCAUACGCACACGCUCUACCUGGGAUACUUCAAUGGUCCUACGGAAGGCCUUAUGAUUGCUUCCACCAUCAUGAUACUUUCGGGUGUGUAUGGUCCGCACAUCUGGCACGAACCCAUGGCAGACUAUAUUGGACUCGAGAGCAUACUUGGUUCGCUGUCCUUCAAAGACAUUUGGGCGCCUUUGCUGCUGACCAGCUUCGCUAUUGCGCAUCUUCCGAGCUGCGUCUAUAAUGUAUGGGAAGCACGGAAAGCGAAAGGUCUGCCACUUGCACCAGUCUUUCUAGAAUGGAUCCCUAUGGUAGUCUUCACCGCAUCUAUCAUCGCUUGGCUAGGCUCGCCAUACUCGAAUCUGCUCAACGAUAAUCAUCUUUGUUUACUGUGUCUCACAUUGUCGUUCGUCUUCGGCCGAAUGACCACAAAGACGAUCCUAGCACAUCUCACACACCAGCCAUUUCCAUACUGGACUGGACUACUGGCACCGCUGAUAGGUGGUGCUGUGCUUGUCAACUUGCCACGCUUCGGCUUGCCCGCUAUGUCCGCGACGGUCGAGCACCUCUAUCUCUGGGCAUACUUCAUCUUGUCGGUGGUCGUCUACUUUCGGUGGGCUUUCCUGGUCAUUGAUGCUAUCUGCAGCUACUUGGGCAUAAACUGUCUAACCAUCCCAGAAGAGAAGUGGAAGGCUUUGCAAAGGCAGCAGGCUGGAAAUGAUGCGAUCGGGCAGGCAACUUCGCAGAAUAUAAUGAACGGCAAAGCGAGCAAGCAUGAUUGA
Recurvomyces mirabilis is the source of this 1290-nucleotide messenger RNA. RefSeq lists its product as uncharacterized. The transcript has 2 exons. The coding region runs from base 1 to 1290 and encodes 429 amino acids. The record is from RefSeq and is a predicted model, not a curated record. Gene Ontology annotation, molecular function: phosphotransferase activity, for other substituted phosphate groups. Lineage: Eukaryota; Fungi; Ascomycota; Dothideomycetes; Mycosphaerellales; Teratosphaeriaceae. Gene Ontology annotation, cellular component: membrane. Gene Ontology annotation, biological process: phospholipid biosynthetic process.